AUGUCUCAGUUGUACACGCUGAUAGGUCAUGGAUGGCCAGAUGACAGAAACCUACUGGAUCCAGCUUUGGCCUCCUACUGGGGCUAUAGAGAUGAACUUAGCAUCAGCAAUGGGAUCAUAUGCAAAGGUUCACUUGUGAUGAUCCCAAAGAGCAUGUACAGAGAGAUGCUGGAAAAGAUACACUUGAAUCACUUUGGAGCUGAAUCAAACAUACGAAUGGCUCGAGAGGUCCUCUUUUGGCCUGGGAUGAGGAACUCUAUUCAUGAUAUGUGCAGUGCGUGUGGAACAUGUGCACAGUAUGGAAAUGAAGCACCCAGAGAACCCAUGAAGUCUUUGCCAAUACCCACCAUGUCCUGGCAAAUUAUAAGUCAAGAUUUAUUUGCCUUUGAGAAAAAGACUUACCUUGUCACAGUUUGUCACUUCUCUGACUGGAUUGAGCUUGACGAAUUGGAAGACACUCUCUCCGCUACAGUGAUAGCCAGAACAAAGGCUCAUUUCUCUCGCUAUGGGAUUCCGAGUGUGUGUCAUACAGACAAUGGACCUCAGUUCAUCAGCAAAGAAUAUGAAGACUUUGCUCAGCAGUAUCACUUCAGGCACACAACGUCUUCACCAUAUCAUCCACAAGGAAACGGAAAGGCUGAGUCAGCUGUCAAAGUGGCAAAAGCUAUGAUGAAGAAAUCUGAUGAUAAAGAACUUGCAUUCUUGAACUACAGAAAUUCUCCUCAAAAGGGACAUACCUAUUCACCUGCACAGCGCAUGAUGAAUCGUCGCACAAGGACUUUGCUGCCGACACCAAAUCAACUUCUGCAGCCCCAGGUAGUGGAUCCCGAAAUAGUUUAUAGAGAGAUCAGGGGCAAAGGAAUCUCUAGCAAGACUCAGUACGAUGGAUCGUCUGGUACAGAGCAUGAACCAAUAGAAACUGGCAGCUAUGUGUAUGCUAAACCUCCACCAAACCAGAGAGGAAAACCUUGGGCAUAUGGGCAAGUCAUCGACAAGGACAAUACAAGGUCUUAUACAAUAAAGAAGAGACUUGCUCAGUAA
Molecule: messenger RNA, 1041 nt
Organism: Haliotis rufescens (red abalone)
Lineage: Eukaryota; Metazoa; Mollusca; Gastropoda; Lepetellida; Haliotidae
Exons: 1
Coding region: 1-1041 (346 amino acids)
Biological process (GO): DNA integration
Molecular function (GO): nucleic acid binding
Source: RefSeq, a predicted model, not a curated record